Schizophyllum commune H4-8 is the source of this 526-nucleotide messenger RNA. RefSeq lists its product as uncharacterized. The transcript has 3 exons. Lineage: Eukaryota; Fungi; Basidiomycota; Agaricomycetes; Agaricales; Schizophyllaceae. The record is from RefSeq and is a predicted model, not a curated record. The coding region runs from base 179 to 478 and encodes 99 amino acids.
CGUGUACCAGCAUAAUCUCCCCCUCCUCGGACGUGCUCGGAAUCGUCAAGGCGCGGGUAUGUAGGGGCGGAGUAACAAGCCUGCAAAGGCGAUCAGCACGGUCAAGAUAGAGGUCGUGGCUCGUCGAGGAGACGGUCAGUCGCUCAUGUUAUUCCCUCGCGCGCUCUGUCACAUCCGCAUGACGGCCGGUCGCGUCGGCAGCGGUCUCUCGUAUCCUCACGGCAAUGCGAGAUUACCUCACCCUGAGGUGUCCCGUGCGAACGCGCCGCAUCGCGACGGUGAGCGAUUCUUUCACAUCGCGGGUGAGAUUGUUGAUGUUGCAUCACGUCGCAUCCAUCAUCCUAGAGGACUCGCGCGUGCCUCCGGCGGUUUGGAAGGCUCGGAAAAUGCGGAAUUGAAGGUCAAUUUCUCGUUCUGUACAGUCAGAAGCGAACUCACAACCCUCAAUGACCCCGAGAACCUACUGCAGCGCGCGUAGAAAUAGCCUGAAUGGUAGCCGCAUUCUCGUAUGAAUCGCUCUAGAGAU